AUGGUACGCAGGACAAAAUUUAAGAAUACUAAAUGUGAAGCAUCUUGUUGGCUUGCAAUAAUUGGAACAAUAUGUUGCGUAACCUCAUCAUUUAUUGGUGCAUUGAGAAUGAGAUAUUGCAAUGUUAAGGAGACGAAAAAGUAUAAAACAGCACAAUUCAUGAAUUCAAUAGCUGGAUUUAUUAGUUUGUUAAGUUCCGUGUCUGUUUGGGCAGAUUUUCUUUGUCAUCUUCCAUAUGAACUAAGUACAACUUAUCAAUUGAAUAAAUUAACUUUUAAUCAACAUAAACAACCAAUUAAGAACAGGAAAAUAUUUGUACCUCAAACUGCCAAUAAUCAAACUAAUAUAUUAACAAUUUCUUCAAUGUUACAUCUUUCUCGUAAUUAUUCUUUAUCUAAUUGGAUAAAAUUUAAAAAGGAUUUAAAUCAUCUUGAACAUUUACAUUAUAAUGGAAAUUAUUUAUUUGGUUGGGCAUAUUGGUUUUGUGUAGUAUCAGUUAUAUUUUUAUUUUUAAGUAAUUUGAUUUAUUUAAUGAGAAAAGAUUGUGAAGAUAAAAGACCAGUUGAAAUUGUUUUCACUUGACAACAAAAACUCUAAAAUGUUAUCAACUAAUGAAUCCCUAUUGAAUGUAAUAGUUAAAUGUGUUAUUUAAUCUCAAAUACAAAAAAAAUGAAGUAAAUGUGUUAAGCCUUGCUGAUCGAACGCUAUAUUCGUUCCUAAGCUAUUCUGAUAACCCGCACGCUAGAACUAUACAGCGACUGAACACCAGAAAGAAGAUGCGAAGUAUGAGAGAAACACUUUACUCCAAGGUUAGUUUUUGUACAGAAAACAUGGGUAUUUAUAGAUGUUAACGUUUGUUAAAUCAGUAUCAUAUUUCGGCAAAUCCGUUAACGACAUAUUAUGCUACUGACUAAUAGUAGCACGCUACGUUGUAAUUCUAAAAUGCUUCAUCAUACUCUGAUUGGCUAGGACUCUUCGGCUCCUUUUGGGCCUCUGGAGGCUCCGUUGAAGUUCUCCAAAAGCCGACUCAACAAAAUGAUGAUAAAUAAGAAAUAAUAUUUCACUUCAAAGUUUGUUUUCGCUCUUGGUAAUUGUAAUUUCGGUUCACAUGAAUUAGGUAAUGAAUAUAGAAAUAAAAUUUUAAAAGUUGAGAUCAUGAGCCAAUUGAAGCUAGACCACUAUGGACAACCUGGAAGCAUUGGACGGCCGUUUCGUCCUACUGUGGGACUCCUCAGCUGCGGAUCGUGAAUGCGCACUGCUGAAUAGUCUCAUGGUAGGACGAAACGGCCGUCUAAUGCAUCUAGGUUGUUUGUCUUAGCACAUCAUUAUGUCUAUUGUGCUCACAAUCUAUUCAGGCGCGUUUAUGAAAAGUUUACAACCUUUCGCUGUACGGGAUACAAAAAGGUACAAUCAGCGACAUCAUGGUGGCUGGCAAUAUGCAUUGAAACGAAUGAACAUUAAUCAAAUGUGGAUUACCGAACUCCUAACAUCUAACUGGUCAUCAUUCAAAAUUUAUCGUCACAAUCGAUCAAGGUAUAAGAAAAGGAAACUUGCUGAAAUACUUUAUGCUGAGAAUUCUAUGUUGUACCAAAAAUAUAAUGUUGAAUAAAGCUUCUAAUAAUAAUAAUGAUAAUACUAAUGAUAGUGGUCUGGCUUCAAUUGACAUAUGAUAUCAACUAUUAAAAUUACUAUAAUAUCCACAAAAACCCUUUCUGAUGUAAAUAAAAGUUUUUUUUCCUUUUUUAAAGACUUGAAAACAUUUAAUAUUAUUUAAGUAGAUAGUUAAUUUAGAAAUAAAUCGUCAUACAUGUGUGCGAAAUUACUUUUUAGAUAAAAUAUUUCAACUGUAUAGGUAAUCGAAAUUCACUUGAUGUUGUUUACUUGUAUUUUCCAAUUGUUGCUUAUAGAGCUUGUGAAUUAAGAUAAUAUCUAGACAGACAGGAUGCACAUAUGCCAAUAAAAGACUGGUCAAUUGCAGUCCUAAAUAACAAUGGGAAGAUACAAAUAAACAGCAUCAAGUGAAUUUAAAACUUCACCC
Molecule: messenger RNA, 2038 nt
Organism: Schistosoma curassoni
Lineage: Eukaryota; Metazoa; Platyhelminthes; Trematoda; Strigeidida; Schistosomatidae
Source: the annotation of a GenBank genome assembly